Messenger RNA from Gamsiella multidivaricata, 1790 nucleotides. RefSeq lists its product as uncharacterized. The transcript is spliced from 8 exons. Gene Ontology annotation, biological process: intracellular transport. The record is from RefSeq and is a predicted model, not a curated record. Gene Ontology annotation, molecular function: GTPase activator activity. Bases 180 to 1589 code for a protein of 469 amino acids. Gene Ontology annotation, cellular component: nuclear pore; cytoplasm. NCBI's taxonomy places the organism in Eukaryota, Fungi, Mortierellomycota, Mortierellomycetes, Mortierellales, Mortierellaceae.
ACCAGACUCACCUCCUUCCCCUUCCCCUUCCCCCUCCCCCUCUCUCAUCAAAACAAACGAACAUUCGCUCCACCGCUCUACUCCUCCACCUCUCCCUCCUCCUCUUGUUGCUGCUCCGCCCAUUUCUUCCUCCGAUUUUAUCUCGUCCAUUCACUCUAAUCUGAUCGCACCGUAUCCCAAUGUCGAGUCCCAUCAACCGCAUCGAGUCGCCAUCUCAAGAUGAGCACGCAAAGAGAAAAAGGGACGAACUAGAGGCGCUUGAGAAGCAGGGCGAAGGAGUGUUGUCUACCGGAGCCAAACCUGAGACCGAAGCCAACUCCGAGGAGGUGCCACCAAAGAAAAUUAAGCCUGAGGUUGAAGCUGAUGAGGCUGUAUCCAGGGCAGAGGUCAAGCAGAUCCAACGGAAUCUCAAGACAAUGCCUCUGGAGGACGUCAAGACGGCUGAAAGUUCAGAGCACCAGAGCAAGGACAUGGAUGAUGUGGAGAGCGAUCAGGGAAGCAACGACGACGUAACACAGGAUGAGAGCUCGCAGCAACCGGCUGCUAAAACAGACACACCCAUCGACACCGAAUCAACCCCUUCAUCCGUUGGUGAUCAGGAGGCAGAAUCAGCAAACACCUCAGUCUCCAGCCCUUUUGCCAGCGUCAAGCCUACGGAGAGUGUAUUCGGCAGCUCGAGUGCAACGUUGAAGGGCCUGAAUGCAACUUCAACAGCAAGUCCUUUUGCUGCUGUGGCAAACACCAAUAUCUUCGACAGCAAACCUGCUCCUUUCUCUGGCGGAUUUGGAAACGCGUCCUCAGUCAGUCCCUUUGCGACUGCAGCGUCCUCGACGAAUGUCUUUGGAGGCGAAUCUGCAAAGAGCAUUUUUGGCCAGUCGAGCACAACAAGCACCUCUGGAUUUGGCGCAAGUUCAGGAGCUGCCACCGACUCAACUGCCGGAAGUAUCUUUGGGACCAAAUCAGUCCUUGGAUCCACUGCCGGCGCCAAUCCAUCGACUUCAGCGUUCUCCUCAGCAUCGCAGCCCACAUUUUCGGGUUCCUUCAGCACGUUUGGGGGAAAACACGGCUUUGGCAAGGAAGCAAGCUUCACAUCAGGAUCGUUUAUCGACCAGGAAAGCUCCCAGGAACGGGCUGAUUUUGGAUCGCUUCUGUCGCAGGAUGUGGGAGACAAUGAUAGAGACCCAGAGCAAGGAGAGGAUGAUGAGCAUAGCUUUGGUGCCGGGGCUUUCACUAAUGCUGAUCAGAUCGACGUGCAUACGGGCGAAGAGGAUGAGAUGAAUAUCUACCAAACCAAAGGGAAACUUUACGCUGAUACGGAAAAGAACCAUGCCUGGAAGGAGAGAGGAAAGGGAACCUUCAAGGUCAAUGUUAGCCGAAAGGACACGAAGCUGGCGCGUCUAGUGAUGAGAACUGACGGCGUCUUGCGCCUUAUUCUCAAUGUCGCCAUCUUUCCGGAUAUGAAUGUGGUUAUCACUGGUGAGAAAUACGUGCGCUUCAUCGGCAUUGAAGAAGGAAAACCCAUUUCAUUCUUGCUCAAGAUAUUGCCUUCCCUCUUUUUUCGCAACUGUAGGUCAAGGACGCAACUGUAGCAAUGGAGAUUGUCGAGAGUAUCAAGCGCACUACGGAACGGCAAACAAGCCGAAGAGGCACCUCUGUUGUCCUGAAGGAAUGAAGUGACAGAUAAACGAGUUCGGAUGCAAGUUCAGUAAUAAAACACGAAGGCCUUUGUUCAAUACACGGAUCGAGAUAAAAUAAGGUUUGGGCGUCUCGGAGAGGAGGCCGCCUGUGAU